UGCACUCUUUAUAUAUGUACUCUUCCCAAUAUGUAUUGCAACUGCUAGGUUUUAUUUUAUCUUAUCUGAUGUCCUAGUGAAACAAAAUUCAUGUUGUUGCAAUGAGGGAUUCUAUAGGUCUAUAGUUUUUUUUUCAUACCUUGGAGACUUAGAUGACAUUCCAACUUCCUGAAAACUAUUAAUUGCGAUUCCCUACCUGUACACCAGAUGCCCUCAUAAUCUUUCACUAGACUCCCUAAUUCACCUGCUCACCUGUUCUCAUUUCCCUCAUCAGUCACUCACUACAAAUGCCAGCCCAGAGACUUUGUUCUGCAUUUCUGUUGACCAGUAUCAACAUCUGUUUAUAAGCUCUCAGUAAUGGUGAAAAUUGAAUUAUAACAAUAUGAUUAUGACUUAUCAUUGAAUUGUAACAGGUGCACCCCCAGUUCUUAUUUGGUUUCGACCGUGGAAGACCCAGGUGAGACUGGAUAUCUUUCACUUCAUGAGGCGAUUCACCUGUGGUCUCACGACAGAGCACCACCCUCUGUAUGGCAUUUUCUGCUCGAAAUUGUCCAAUUGCAUUUUUGAGUGGGACCAGGAUGACAUCGGCCGCCUCAAAGAAGCCAAAAGGUCAGAACUGAAAAAAAAGCAUACUGGUCAUGCUCCCACAGAAGUGCAAGUUCUGGCCAACAUCAGCUCCAGUGAACUGGCCAGGCAUUGCAGAAGGAGAACUCGUGGGGUUGAGGAAAUCCGUGGUCUGAUUGACGGAUUGCUGAAGUCCAUGUGGGAGCUGACAGACUCCUCAGGUUUACGCCUGAUUAACCCUGAGAGCAUGGCAAAUGUGUGGGCAGUGCAACAGAAACAUUUGCCAUGCAUCCAAGAUCCACCCGGUGUUGAACUCUACACGAAACGUGGCUCAGGGUUACAAAAGGGAGACAAGGUUCUGGAUGUCUUGAGAUGUGCCAGAGGGUCCUCUUCUGUGGAGAGCUUUCAUCGCCACCAGUGCACCUUUAUCCCAGGCUGGAGAUGUAACGCGAUGCACACUCAAAUGUACAUGCUUGAGGGUGGUUCCAGAUGGAACAUGAACCGAGCCCAUGCAGCUGUGGAUGUGAGUGGUGCAUCCAAUACCAAGAUCUACGACGUCCGCCUGAUGUCAAACCUAAAUGCCCUCAGCAACAGAGUCCUUGGUUGUGCACUCCUGCCAGAAUUCACUCCCCCUGGAAGACCCACUGAUGAGCGUGUUGCUGUGGAAUAUUUGCUGGCUCAGUCUGACAGAGGGGACCUGCUGGGUCCACAACGGCACGGUGAACUUGGCCUCAUUUUGCCAGACCUCCAGGUACAAGUUCAGGAGGAGGAGUGUCUUGAUAUCACAAUAAGUGAUGCAGCUGAGAUUCUCAAUGAGAGCCCACCUGAAGCCCCCCGGUGUGAAGAUGAGGUGGACAAUUCACCUCCUCACCGUCCUCUUCCCCAUGACAACUCACCCAACACAUCAUCCCAGGAUAGCCAAUGUGAUGUGAGAGGUGUUCCUGGUUGGGAGGCGGUUGAUAACUUGGCGGAGUACCUGGUCAACCUCAACCGCACAAUAACUGCGCUGUCAACUGCAGAGGUAGCUGAGAUUGUGCGCCUGUAUUCCAGCCUGGAUGCCAUGGAUAAAUCGCCCUCCAAAUACACUCUCAAAUGCAAGAAGAAGACCUUGACAGGGCCGUGGAGAGCUUCCAGAAAACGUAGUGGCUCUGCACCUGGUCAACAAGCAGCUGAAAGACUAUUUAUGACCCAUGGCCAGGCGGCACAGAGGCCUGAUAUGAACAGAGUCUCUGAAUGUGUUAACAUCAAGCUUUUGAAGGAGUACCAGCAAGCCAGAAAUAGGCCAAAAGACUGCAAAGGGAAAACACUGCCAAUUCCACAGUCGAUUGUGCAAACAUACUGCCAUAUAAAACAACUGCUGGAAGACAGCCGGGUUAUCCAGGACCAGACCAACUUGGUUCUGGUAACCAUUAACAACACAACAGUGUCUUCUUGGUUGCAUCAAAGACAGAAAAGGGCUGACCGGGACUCACUUUUGAAGGAGGUACAGCUUCCCCAGGUCUCUGCAGCUAGGGAGUCCUUGCCAAAAGCAAGAGAACUCCCGUCUGCACCUGGGGAACAUGGACAUUUGGUGAUGGAGUUCCAGGAGCCAGAGAAUAAGGAGGGCCAGGCAGUGAUACGCCGGCGCCAAAGCGUCAAAACUGGCUGUCCUCCUAGGUUGUUGCCUGGUUCUUCUGCCUCCUCCUCCUCAUAUGAGCAGGGUCCUCUGCCGCCUGCCCCAUCACCAUCACCUGCCUCCUCCUCAUAUGACCAGGGUCCUCUGCCGCCAGCCCCAUCACCAUCACCAUCACCUGCCUCCUCCUCAUAUAAGCAGGGUCCUCUGCCGCCAGCCCCAUCACCAUCACCAUCACCUGCCUCCUCCUCAUAUGAGCAGGGUCCUCUGCCGCCUGCCCCAUCACCAUCACCUGCCUCCUCCUCAUAUGACCAGGGUCCUCUGCCGCCUGCCCCAUCACCAUCACCUGCCUCCUCCUCAUAUGAGCAGGGUCCUCUGCCGCCUGCCCCAUCAUCAUCACCUGCCUCCUCCUCAUAUGAGCAGGGUCCUCUGCCGCCUGCCCCAUCACCAUCACCUGCCUCCUCCUCAUAUGACCAGGGUCCUCUGCCGCCUGCCCCAUCACCAUCACCUGCCUCCUCCUCAUAUGACCAGGGUCCUCUGCCGCCUGCCCCAUCACCAUCACCUGCCUCCUCCUCAUAUGACCAGGGUCCUCUGCCGCCUGCCCCAUCACCAUCACCUGCCUCCUCCUCAUAUGACCAGGGUCCUCUGCCGCCUGCCCCAUCACCAUCACCUGCCUCCUCCUCAUAUGACCAGGGUCCUCUGCCGCCUGCCCCAUCACCAUCACCUGCCUCCUCCUCAUAUGACCAGGGUCCUCUGCCGCCUGCCCCAUCACCUGCCUCCUCCUCAUAUGACCAGGAGUCCCCCUCCACCAGCCUCUACUCCUGCAUCAUCAUCCUGGCAGUGUCCCCCUCCACCAGCCCCUACUCCUGCCUCAUCAUCAUCCUGGCAGAGUCCCCCUCCACCAGCCCCUACUCCUGCCUCAUGGUACUGGCAGAGUCCCCCUCCACCAGCCUCUACUCCUGCAUCAUCAUCCUGGCAGUGUCCCCCUCCACCAGCCCCUACUCCUGCCUCAUCAUCAUCCUGGCAGAGUCCCCCUCCACCAGCCCCUACUCCUGCCUCAUGGUACUGGCAGAGUCCCCCUCCACCAGCCUCUACUCCUGCAUCAUCAUCCUGGCAGUGUCCCCCUCCACCAGCCCCUACUCCUGCCUCAUCAUCAUCCUGGCAGAGUCCCCCUCCACCAGCCCCUACUCCUGCCUCAUGGUACUGGCAGAGUCCCCCUCCACCAGCCUCUACUCCUGCAUCAUCAUCCUGGCAGUGUCCCCCUCCACCAGCCCCUACUCCUGCCUCAUGGAACUGGCAGUGUCCCCCUCCACCAGCCUCUACUCCUGCCUCAUCAUCCUGGCAGUGUCCCCCUCCACCAGCCCCAUACCCUGGCUGGUCCUCACAGCUGCCACCACCUCCAACAUCCGGGCAGUCAUUGGCCCAGGUUAA
Molecule: messenger RNA, 3607 nt
Organism: Sebastes umbrosus (honeycomb rockfish)
Lineage: Eukaryota; Metazoa; Chordata; Actinopteri; Perciformes; Sebastidae
Product: cortactin-binding protein 2-like
Exons: 7
Coding region: 482-3607 (1041 amino acids)
Source: RefSeq, a predicted model, not a curated record